UGGGCGGGGCCGACGCUCUCAUGUGACCACCUCAUCCGGGUCCUUUGCCUUCUCUGCCUCUUCCCAACAUGGCGGCCUCAGCCAAGAAGAAGAACAAGAAGGGGAAGACGCUGACGCUGACGGAUUUCCUGGCUGAGGACGGGGGGGGCGGCCCCACCUUCAUCCCCAAACCCGUCAGCUGGGCCGACGAGACCGACGACCUCGAGGGCGACGUGUCCACCACCUGGCACAGCAACGACGACGACGUGUACCGGGCGCCGCCGAUCGACCGCUCCAUCCUGCCCACGGCGCCGCGGGCCGCGCGCGAGCCCAACAUCGACCGCAGCCGCCUGCCCAAGUCCCCCCCGUACACGGCAUUCCUGGGAAACCUACCCUAUGACGUCACCGAGGAAUCCAUCAAGGAAUUCUUCCGCGGCCUCAAUAUCAGCGCCGUGCGCCUGCCCCGGGAACCCACCAAUCCCGAGCGCUUGAAGGGCUUCGGCUACGCGGAAUUCGAGGACAUCGAUUCCCUGUUCCAGGCUCUGAGCCUCAACGAGGAGUCUCUCGGGAACAGAAGGAUACGAGUGGAUGUUGCCGAUCAAGCUCAGGAUAAAGACCGGGACGAUCGCUGCUUCGGCAGAGACCGGGAUCGCUUCCGGGAUUCCGAGAGGUUCGAGAGCGAUUGGAGAGCGCGGCCGGCGACCACCGAGAGCUUCGAGGAUUUCCCCCCCCGGCGCGGAGAUGACGGCUUCGGAGACAGAUAUCGGGAUCGCUACGAUGACCGGUACCGGGAUGGGCCCCGGCGGGACAUGGACCGAGCCUUCGGGAGCAGGGAUCGCUACGACGACCGCAGCCGGGACUACGACCGAGGCAGCAGGAGAGCCUUCGGCACCGGCUACCGCCGGGAUGAGGAAUUCCGCAGCGAGCGCUAUGAGGAUCGCUGGGGAGCGCGGGAGGAAUACGGUCGGGAUGACUUCCGGCGCGAGGACAGAGCCCCCCCGCAGCGGCCCAAGCUGAACCUGAAGCCCCGCAGCACUCCCAAGGCUGAGGAGGCUCCGGGGGGGGCCCCCGCUCCCCGCUCCGGCCGCGCUGCCUUCAUCUUCGGGGGGGCCCGGCCCGUGGACACCGCGGCGCGGGAGCGAGAGGUGGAGGAGCGGCUGCAGAAGGAGCAGGAGAGGCUCCAGCGCCAGCUCGAUGAUGACAAGAGGCUGGAGCGGCGCCCGCGGGAGAGGCACCCCAGCUGGCGCAGUGAGGACAACCAGGAGCGCUCCAGGACGGGCAGUGAAUCCUCCCAGAGCGGCCCCCCCGGCACCGGCCCCACCGGCAGGACCACCCGGAGGAGGGAGAGUGAGAAAUCCCUGGAGAACGAAGCAUUGGCCAAAGAGGAGGAGGCUCCGUCCCCCCCCGGCCCCAAGGCCAAGGAGGAGAAGCAGCCGCUGAAGGUGAUGCCUGCGCCCCCCCCCAAGGAGAACGCGUGGGUCAAGCGGAGCAGCCACCCCCCGGCGCGGUCCCAGAGCUCCGACUCGGAGCAGCAUUCCCCGACCAGCAGCUCCCAGACACCCCCAAGCCUGCCCAGGGAGGACGGGGCCCCCCCGAGGAACCCCCAUAGGAAAGGAGAUGAGAACAAGCCCGAUGGAGGCUCCAAGGCCCGAAGCGGCGAUGCCGAGAGGAAGGAGAGCAGGAGGGAGCAGGACCCGCGACCUGAGCCAAAGAAACUGGAGGAGAGCCCCCCCUCGUUCAGCCACGCCACCAAGUUCUCAGCCCUCGCAGUGGACGGGGAGGAUGACGGCGAUGAUGAAGGCACCGAUUGAAGCCCCCCCCUUGGGCUGGAGCAUCAGCACCCCCCAACCACCCCCCCCUACCCCCC
Messenger RNA from Melopsittacus undulatus (budgerigar), 1846 nucleotides. RefSeq names its product eukaryotic translation initiation factor 4B (gene EIF4B). Lineage: Eukaryota; Metazoa; Chordata; Aves; Psittaciformes; Psittaculidae. Gene Ontology annotation, molecular function: RNA binding. The record is from RefSeq and is a predicted model, not a curated record.